Molecule: messenger RNA, 633 nt
Organism: Symbiodinium sp. CCMP2456
Lineage: Eukaryota; Dinophyceae; Suessiales; Symbiodiniaceae
Source: the annotation of a GenBank genome assembly
AUGCGAGAGGGAAAAGGUUCCGACCCCUGCUACCCUGUGGGCUACGAGCGCGUGAAGAGCGGAAUCCGGCAAACCGGCAGCGGCGAUUCAACACAAUGUCGGACCAACAUUCGAUCCCUUCUCUUUCAGGAAACGACUGCUCCCGGACGCUAUGAGCAUGAGCUGCCUGUGCGAGGGCGCUUCGCAGCGACAGAGAACUUCUAUUACGUGCGGAAUGACUUGAAGCUUCCAAACAAGGAAGGCGUUUGCCCCACGGAAGCGGAAGCCAAGGAAGUCUGCGGCCUGAGUGUCACGGACUCGCCGGCAGACCGCGCCUGCUUCGCACUUUCGUAUCAGUUAGCAUUUCUUGGAGCCUUGGGAGCAGUCGAUGUUCCAGGUAUCGAGGUCGAGGUCCAGCGGAAGAUUAACGGAGGUGACAUCGACUGGGCCUUGGGAGCAGCAUUGGCCCACAUGCUCAGCUCUCGGGUGGAAACUCAAGGCUUUUCCAUGACGAUGUCCGUUGCCCUGACGCUGGUGGUGGCUCUGGCUUUGCUCGCAGCAGCCUUCUCCAUGGUUUGCAGGCCAACCGGAAUGGCCAAAGGCUACGACUCCACACCGACCCUCUUCGGCUCGAAAAGCACCGGGCUGGAGUGA